Gymnogyps californianus (California condor) is the source of this 933-nucleotide messenger RNA. RefSeq names its product G-protein coupled receptor 35-like. Gene Ontology annotation, molecular function: chemokine receptor activity. The record is from RefSeq and is a predicted model, not a curated record. Gene Ontology annotation, cellular component: membrane. NCBI's taxonomy places the organism in Eukaryota, Metazoa, Chordata, Aves, Accipitriformes, Cathartidae. Gene Ontology annotation, biological process: positive regulation of Rho protein signal transduction; phospholipase C-activating G protein-coupled receptor signaling pathway; chemokine-mediated signaling pathway.
AUGAACCUCAGCAGCUGCAGUAUCACAGCCUAUGAAAGCUUUCCGCUUGUCCAGCUGUGUGUUUACAUCCCGGUUUUGCUUUUGGGCAUUUUGCUGAACGUGUUGGCGCUGUGGGUGUUCUGCUGCAAACUCGGCAAAUGGACAGAAACCAGAGUAUACAUGGUCAACUUGGCUGUGGCUGACUGCUUGCUGCUCUUUACUUUGCCUUUUAAAACUUUAUCUCACUUCCAUCAGCUGAAGGUAGGUAGAUGGUGCCUGGUUCUGGAAGGUGGCUAUUUCAUAAACCGCUUAAUGAGCAUCGGUAUCAUCAUUGUAGCAGCUGAUAGGUACCUUGCAAUCAAGUACCCUUUGAAAGCCAAGGUGCUGAGGUCACCACUGAAGGCAGCUUUUGCCUCUGGAUUUCUUUGGAUAGUCAUCAUCUGUGUGAUGUCCCUCAUUAAAAAGUUAGAGGACCGAGGACAAGAUGAAUUUUGCUUUGAAAAAUCUUCUGUUAAGCCCUCGGUGAUCACACUGUGUGCUAUUAUUGUAGGAUUUUUCAUACCAUUGAUCAUCUUGAGUUAUUGCUCCAUAAAAGUCAUUGCAGAACUCAUGAGAAAGAAGAAUGAAAACUGUCACAAGGAAAAGUCAAUCAGGAAGGCAGUCUACAUCGUGUCUGCAAACAUGGCUGUGUUCAUCGUAUGCUUUUUACCUCUUUACCUCGGGCACCUCCUUCGCUUUAUCAUGGACUCCAUCAGCUCCAACUGCUCUGCAAUACAGAGGGUUAAUAAUUUUGUUCACCUCGCCUCGGUUCUCGCAAACAUGAACUGCUGCCUGGAUGCUAUUUGUUACUAUUUUGUCAACAAGGAAUUUAAGGAAGCAUCUCCCAAGCUAGCGAAGUCCAAAUCUGAAGCCAAUGAAGAAGCUGAAAUUCAGCUCCCAUGCACAACACGUUAG